This is a messenger RNA of Spodoptera litura, 2543 nucleotides long. Its product is annotated as dual specificity protein phosphatase 13B. Gene Ontology annotation, molecular function: protein tyrosine/serine/threonine phosphatase activity; MAP kinase phosphatase activity. Lineage: Eukaryota; Metazoa; Arthropoda; Insecta; Lepidoptera; Noctuidae. Gene Ontology annotation, cellular component: cytoplasm. Gene Ontology annotation, biological process: negative regulation of MAPK cascade; protein dephosphorylation. The record is from RefSeq and is a predicted model, not a curated record.
UUGUCAUGGCGCACAGUUGAUAAAUUUCGAUAGUUUGCGAGUGCAGUGUUUUCAACUCGGAAGAUAAAUUAAAUAAAUACCUAGUAAUUUUUACCUUAAACUGUAAUCUACAUACUUUUAACUAAGCAUUAAAAAUAUUCAACAUGAGUUACAGGGAUACGCUUUUAUACCCCCGGUAUUCCCGACGACAGGUCACUUAUUGCGAUUACUCACUAUUCCCAAGAACUCAUUCAUACUGCGCAGCUAAAGAGCAACGUGUAGGAUCCUACAUAAGGACCCUAAUGAGUUUCGGUUCGUCACCGUCUUCCGUGCUGAGUUCACUGUCGUCGUUCCGCUCCCGUCCAUUCGCGGAUAUAUCAUACAAUCCCACUCCGGACGUAAAUGAAGUUUAUCCGGGCCUCUAUGUUGGUGACGCUGUUGCUGCCAAGGACAAAGCGUUUUUGAGGCGUAUGGGCAUUAACUAUGUCCUUAACACCGCUGAAGGCAAACGUUACACCCAGGUGGACACCGACCACCUCUAUUACCGCGACUGUCCCGGACUUCGGUACAAAGGUUUUCAGCUAAUGGAUCUGCCGUCAACUGAUAUUUCAAGAUAUUUCCAUAUAGCUGCCAACUUCAUUGAUGAAGGGAUUUCUAGCGGAGGACGCGUCUUAGUGCACUGCUUUAUGGGGGUGUCUCGAUCUGCCACAUGCGCGUUAGCCUUCCUCAUGAUCAAACGCGGAAUGUCUUUGGCUGAAGCUUUGGGAACUGUGCGUUGUCGCCGUGACAUCCACCCUAACGAGGGUUUCAUCCGCCAACUUCAACAACUGGACAGGGAACUGCGCCUCAACCGGAUCCGCUGACCCUACCGAAACCGGUCUCUGCAGUCACUCUUCAAUUUCUCAUUAGACGAUGCAGAUAGACGCCGACGAGUACGCAGUCUCGACCGAACUUACCUCUACCAUUACUAAAAACGAUCUUAAAGUUUAAUAUUUUAUUGGGACUGAAUUGCAAGCGUUUGUACCUAUACAAUAAGAUACAAAUAACGCUGCAACACUUCAAAAAUUGUUUCCAAAUUCGUUAAUGAUGAAAUGAAGAGUACUUAGACUAACACUCGUGACAUUUACAAGAUUUACACUUAAUUUAGAGUAACUUUUUAUAAUAUAGUACAUACAGUUAUACAGGAUGUCCCACGGCAACACCACAUAGUCAGAACAUACCGUGAACAUAUAUUGUACAAUUUAAAUAGACCAUUUUACCUAAGGACACUUCAUUUUAUUUUCAAAAACAAUAUAAACUGCUAUCCAUGUGACGUUGCCGUAAAUCACCUGUAUAUGGAUAUUUUUUGGCCUAGUGUUAUUUGUGUAUUCUGGAGAGUUUGUGCCCGCACGUCGCCAAAUAUACCUAUACAUCAAGCGGGCAAUGGUUCUGUUUGUGAGCUCCGAGCUCUAUAUCUUGAAGAGUAAUUGUUGAAAUCUUUUACAAUAUUAUAUUUUGAACCUUAUUUUUAGAUUUUAAAAUUCAAAAUCGAUAGUCAUAUUCUGUACAUAUUUUGACUGUUAUUUGAUCUUACUCAAUAUUAUUAUACUACAAAAAUAAACUUAAAAAUUAUAUAAAAAAUAUUAAAGUAGAUGUUUAUGAGAGUUCGGCCCAUUCGAAUUAUUGAUACCUUCUUAGGAACGUUUCACGUUAAAUUUAUUGCUAAAUCCAAAGGUCAGUCAUAUUUUUUUUAAUAAUUUAUUUUUAUUUAUUUUUUUUAUUAUCUUCAUGUUUUCGUUUUGAUACACUUAUGUUAAUAUUUCACAUAGAAUUUAUAUUUUUAAUAAUAAACUGUAUCUGUAAUCUCGUGUGCCAUUUUGUUUUGUAUUGAUAGAUAUGUAUGGCUGUUAUUUUGUAGAACUGAAGAUAUAAUUUUUAAUUCUUUUAUCGUAACAUAUACUAGAAUAAGACUAAUGUCCAGUUGUUAAGAUGUUGAAGCUUCUAUAUAGCAUAGCAACUAUUGGUAUCUGACUAUAGUACAAUUGCCUAGCCUUAUGGUCAUGAGAUGACAUCGUCGUAUGCAAUAAUAAUUCCCGAGAGUAUAUUUUUUAUUAAUAUUAAGUUUUUCUUCAAGACUGGCAAUUAUGGCACUUGAGUGAUGGCUAACUGAUAGGUAGUUUAGCAUGUUUGUCAUUGACGCGAGGGCAAGUGUUACACAGAGUGAGCACUCAUUGUCCGCCGCCGCGCACUAGUUGCCAACAAACGUAACAUUUGGCUGCACAUAUGUGUCACUAUUUAAUUCUAUUUUGAAUCUUACAUCUCAUCACAUAGAGCAAUAAAUCAGAUGACAUAUUUUUAUAAUACUUUCUAUUGUUAUAUUUAUUAAAAUGUAUUUUAUUGAGACUAAUUAGCGCAGUUGAUUAGCUAACAACUUAUUUCCAGUUGCAAUGGUUUACUAAGAGACAAGUAGUUGGGAGUAAGGCGUGGUUCGUGACUGAUGAUGAACUAGUCGGUGUUAUAAGUGCAAUAUUUAGAUGUAAAGAGCACCAAAGGAAGCAAUCAUUGUGAUAUUGAAUGUGAAGGAA